Messenger RNA from Mycena citricolor, 1092 nucleotides. NCBI's taxonomy places the organism in Eukaryota, Fungi, Basidiomycota, Agaricomycetes, Agaricales, Mycenaceae. The record is from the annotation of a GenBank genome assembly.
UUUACUUUUGGGAGGCAUGAUCUUUUGUGUUCGAUGGAUUUGGCUACUCUCAAGCCUCAUUGCCACUCAACGAAAUUCCAUUUCUGUGAGUAGGCCAAAUCGUCCUACGAUCACGCACAUGCGCGUCGGCCAGGCAUGCCGACAUGCUGAAUACACGAGGUAUCAGAUAGUAGAUAUUACAUUUCGUUUGUUCCUUCUAUUCUCUGCUUCAUAUGAUAUCGGACCGACAGAGUGGACAACUCGAUGAAUGACUUGUGCUGAACCACUGCGACGAAUAAGUUGGCAAAACAUGUCGAACGUCCUCACGAUACACACCUUGUACAAGCAUCCAGAGUGAAAUCUAUUCUUGCAAGUCUUGCAAGGCUUCCGUGGAAGAGUUCCGUCCAUCACGCUGAUGAUCCUUGGGACAAAAUGAGAUCACAAGAAAGACUGGCGCAGAAGCACGUACGAAUAACAGAUGGCGCAUUCAACCUGGCCCUCAAAAUGACCGGUCACGUUCUUCUUGAACAGUCCGAUCCCAUCUGCUAUGCGACCGUUCUGCGAGAGCUAGGUGAGUGCACGAAUCAGUGGAGUUUUGGAACGCACCUGCGACCAGAGAAUUUGCUGGACAGCAAGGAUCCACGCCCGCCAUCUUGUUUCCUCCACCCCCACCCUCUGCACAUCCUUCACCUCAAUCUUGUGCAAUGGCCAAUCGGAUGGUAUCUUGAGUUUGAUUUCCAACUGAUGUUCGUCCACCAGAUAUGCUGCCGAUACCUCAUUAACAUUCGACGCAACUUUAACCGUCAGGUUCUCGUCCGCCAACUCGGCAGUGGCUUCCGGACUCUUGACGUGAGCCAAUUCCGCUCGUAUGAUGACUGGGGAGAAGUGCAAGGACGUGUAGGUGGCGAUACUGUUCGACAAUUGGCGGUCCUUGCAGUCCAGAACCCAGUUGUAGAUCAACGAAGGCACGGUCAGGAGGGCGCGAUAGUACAAAUGAGCUGCAAGGACUUGAAGACUCCACAAACUGUCUCCCGGUUCAUAGACUGGACACAGUCAGAUUCUUCACGUUUGAACGCCACAAAUACCUACAAUCCACGUAAUACUCGUCGACUA